AUACGCCGCCACCGGAUGCUGCACUUGGGGAGCCCUGGCCGCAGUUCAGACCGCCACCCAAACUACCCCCUUGGCCACCGACGCCGCCCGACGACGAGCCACCCGGCGGAGAGCCCCGAGAAGCCGACACGUGCACGCCACCUGUGAUUCAAAGAGAUGAGUACACAAAUCAAUGGGAUAGUCCAAAAAAAACAAUUGCUGAUUUUUCAAAAUUGAAAAAGCUUUUUGACCGGGUAAAACGAAGCUCGUACGCUUCAGGGGUGUUGAUAUCGGGGUUUUCGGGGUCGCUGAUCACGAAUUUCGUAUCGAAUUCACGAAAUUAUUUUUCGUAUUCGCCAUCUGAACAUGACCGAUUGGGAAAUUGUUAAACGAAGGUGGGAUCGAUCGAAGAGUUCCCGCAGAUUGAAUUUUUUUCUCCCUCUCGUUCGACUCGUACGUCGAUUCGGCGCGAAUCUAAAAAAACGUCGGUGUUGCACCUACACGAGAGCCGGUAGCGGCUCGGCCAUAAGCUGCUGCUAGCGAUCAUAAAAUAAUUUCAACGUCGGUGGGCCGAUCGCCCCCACAAGGUGUUUACGACCCCUCGAUACGCCGCUGAUGUUGAUUAUACGCGGUUCUUUCACUCUUCCUAAAAUCCCUGUUAUUAUCAUUGUUAUUAUCAUGAUUAUUUCACCUAUAUAGGUAUAUAUGAGGCAUAGAAAUACGAUGAAAUAAAAAAAUAAUUUCGACUCUUCCGGCAGCCACGAAAUAAAUGUAUAUACACAGGUAACAUUGUCCGAAAUACCGUGAAGAAUAAACCCCGAUGGCCAGAAAAUUUCCGAAGUUGUUUCCACCAAAAAGCCACGUUCGGUUUUGCUUUUAUUUUAUUUUAUAUUUUAUACUUUUCUUCUUCCAUUCUAUAAAGAUUGUUUACAAAGGACGCUGCGGCACCGCGUUCGGCAAGGGUGGUUCAUUUACCUUCUUCCUUUUUUUAUGACUUUUACACGUACACGCGUAUACCUUGUACAUACAUUUAUAUUCAUAUAUAUCGUAUGAACGUGAACUAAAUCACUUGGUAAAGAUAUUCUUGCAUAAUACACGCGAAUUUCUUCGCGUCUUCUUCCCGCCUGGCGAAAUUCAUCAUUCGUCAUUUUUUUUUCCUUCAAAUUUUCAUCAUUUUUCCUCUCCUCAUUCGGUGGAAUUCACGGCAUUUCGCAGGGCGCAUCUUUGGCGUGGAAAAUAAUUUAAUAACGAAAAAAAGAGGAACGAAAAAGAUGAAAAUAAAUACCGAGGUACCUAUGCAAACGGCUCGGUCUGCUGCGGGCUACUCUAUACCCAGCACUUUGAAAUGUCUUAAUUCACACCUCAUAGAGUCUUGUUUGCAUCGGUAGAGAGUCGAUACACAAUCCGUGGAUAGGAAAGGGUCGAGGGGGAGAGGAGGGGAAGGAGACUGGGAUAUUUCCUUCAACCCCCUCCUCUUUACCUCUUGCCCCCCUCCUUCUCUCUCUCGACUCGACUUCUCUUAAACUUUGGAAGAGUAUAAGAGAAAAAAAAAGAAGAAAAAAAAAGAGAUUUCUGCUCUCCGCUCGUGGAAAGAAGACUGACUGACUGACUGACCGGGUCGGCUGAAUGGUGCAGAGGGAGUGCUAAUCAUCGUUGAAAAACGAGAGAGCGAGAAAAUAGGAGGGAAAAAAAAAACCUGGGAAAAACGUACGAGCACCGCGUAAUCCCGGGUGCCGAUAUCCCCGAACCGGCCAUUCCACGGACUUCUGUACGCACACGUUCCGCAUCACGUCCGGAUUCAAUGUUCGAUGUAUCCCUCGUGUCGCAAGGAAUGCAGGAAAAUUCUACCUCGUCACGACGGUUCCCAUUCGAUAAUGAAUAUUAAUGAAAAUAAAAAACGCCUGGUGUGAUGACGAUUUUUGUUCAGUGAUUGAUCGACGAACUGCUUCAUCAUUCCGUGCAAUUGGAAAGGAACAAAAAAACUGAAAAGAAUCCAUCAAACUUUUCACGAGAACUAUAUAAAAACUAGUGUCGAUAAAAACGUGUGCAGAAAAUACAAAAUCAUUAGCAAAAAUAUUAAUUACCGCUCAUCGAUAAGGACAAGCGUAACUGGAAAUUAAGAAUUCACGGUUGAGUGCUUCGUGUUGGUUUGUUUACUGUUUGUUGUGUACAAAAGAAAAGAAGAAACGAAGAUAUAAUUUUGAUAUCAGAGUAAAUCCAAUCGAUGUGUGAGAUAAUGUAUGCGUGGUAACUUUUUUUUUUUUUUUAGUCGUUCGUUUCUCAUUGAUCUUCAAGUUCGUAUGCAGUUUUCAAUUCUUCGCAUUUCGCGCGAUGCAGAUGUCACAUUUUUUAUUCUCUUUUCUUCGUGAUCAUUCGAUUGUUAAUUCGAACUGACGUAUAAUACGGAAAAGAAUAAAAAUCCAAAAUAGCAGAGAUAACGAAUCGUGCUCGAAGAUACCACUAUCUUACAAAGAUGGAUUCACCGUCACCGCAACAACAGCAACAAAUGGUCGAAACAAAAACGCAGAACAGCAGUCAGGACAUAACUUUGCCACAAAAACCAGCCAGUAGCACACCGAGGCACAGUAUAGACGCUAUAUUGGGUCUACCGGCUGCCGUGAGAAAAAGAAAUCAUCAGGAAAUCGAGGAUUCGAACAGGGAUCACGAGAAUAACGGUGAGAACAGUUGCAAUUCGACGGGCGGCGGUAGCGACGAAGAACUGGGAGCCGGAUGCGGAUCCGACGACAUCACCGGUAGCGGGGGUAAGAAGAAGCACAGAAGAAACCGGACCACGUUCACAACUUACCAGCUACACGAGCUAGAGAGAGCUUUCGAAAAGUCGCACUAUCCCGACGUAUACUCCAGAGAAGACCUCGCGAUGAAGGUCAAUCUACCCGAAGUCAGAGUACAGGUGUGGUUUCAAAAUCGACGAGCAAAGUGGCGACGGCAGGAAAAAAUGGAAGCUGCCAGACUCGGUUUUAGCGAAUACCACCACUCAGCCACUAUGAGGAACGUCAGCGGCUCGUCGCUAGGUCUACCGACGGAUCCGUGGAUGCCAAAUUCUCCCUGUAUUUUACCGGCGUUACCUGCCCUCCCUGGAUUUCUUCCCGCACCUCACGCCGGAUAUCCGAGCUAUUUAACGUCGCCUAGGCGCAUGCCGUCGCCCCCGGUCGCCGGAAGCAUAUCCUCGUCCGUAGCAGGUAUGAGAUCGCUGAACGGCGGAGGUUUGUCUUCGCUGGUUUUGAGUAGCGUCGUCGGUGGCGAAGUGAUUUCUUCCUCUUCAUCAUCGGGUGGAGGAACGAACGGCGGAGCGGGUGGUUUGGGAAAUGGCGGCAACGGUCAAUCUCAACAUUCACCGAGUCCUCCCGCCAACGGUCACGAUCCUCGAACAUCCAGCAUCCAAGAAUUGAGAAUGAGGGCCAAAGAAUACAAAGAAUACGGCGAAAGUAUCACCAAGGGUCUCCAAAUGGUCUGAGUUUAUUAACGUUGAUAUUUCCAUUGAAUUUUUUAUCCUUCCCAAAUCAUUCCCAAUAUCUCGGUUGAUUCCUGACGCUUUCUUUUUCCUCGUACCUUUUUCCUUCUUUUUUUUUGUUUUUUUUUUGGUCUGACAAGGAUUACAUUUAUCCGAGGUAUAUAAUUAUUGUAAAGUCAAUUGCGCGUCACAAAAGAGAGGUAUUUAAUUUUCUCUUUUUCAGGCCAUGUGUUUAUUGUACAAUAAUACACGCGAGUAGACAAAACAAAGUAAUAAUAAUAGCGGUAACGAGAACGAAACGAAAGAAAAGAAAUAAUUAAUGACAGAGACAAUUUACUGCAUAGGUAUAUAUAUAUAAAAUGAAAAUAUAUACAUAUUAAUAUUAUAAUUGAUUAGCGUACCUAUCUAUAUAUAAAUAUAUAUUAUCAUCGUGAUUAGGUUAAUUAUUAUGAUACUUAAUAUUAACGUAAUGAUAAAAAUAAUAAUAGAUUAUAUAUAUAUAUAUACAUACAUGCAUAUCUAAAGAAGAAAAAUAAAUCGAUGAAUUAAAAAUUAGGAAUUACAGCACUGCGGCGGAAUUCGAGAGAAUUGUCGAGCUGAAAAAAUUGAAACUAUUGAAAAAAUGAGAAGAGAAAAAUAACAGAAAGAAGAAGAGAAUAAAUGAAUAUAAUAAAAAAAUUUAAGAAAAAAAAA
Molecule: messenger RNA, 4144 nt
Organism: Athalia rosae (coleseed sawfly)
Lineage: Eukaryota; Metazoa; Arthropoda; Insecta; Hymenoptera; Athaliidae
Product: retinal homeobox protein Rx-like
Exons: 7
Coding region: 2453-3454 (333 amino acids)
Biological process (GO): positive regulation of transcription by RNA polymerase II
Molecular function (GO): RNA polymerase II cis-regulatory region sequence-specific DNA binding; DNA-binding transcription factor activity, RNA polymerase II-specific
Source: RefSeq, a predicted model, not a curated record